AUGGUCUGCUCCUCGUACUUGAGAACAACUUCCUCCUACCCAAAAAUUCUCCCACAUUGAUUUUUUUGAAAUUCGACGCUUCGUCUCGUUGUUCAGACAUUUUGAAGUGCCCACGCCUUCGUUUGCUGUUUGUCAUCCGUCCAGAACAAAUCUCGGACAAGGCCCAGGAUUUGCAUUUCUAUGUCGAGUUUCUUGGUCUUCAUACUUGAUUUUUGGACUGUCAAGAAUUUAAUAAAAUGGAAUGCAACGACUCGAGAUUAUUCGAUACAAACAACAAUUUGACAUAUUUUGUGAUAGAGCAAUUUUAUCGAUUUAGAUACCUAUACUCUAACGUUCAUCCUUUCUUGUCAUUCAUCCUAUGUGUUCUUGGAUUAGCUGCCAAUGCCAUACACAUCACUGUCCUCACAAGACCACGAAUGCGCCACUCAUCUGUUCAUACCGUUUUAGUGUGCAUUGCAAUUUCUGAUAUGGGAACAAUGACCUCCUAUUUGAUGUACAUAAGUCGAUUUGAAUUUCUAUCGGACAAAGAAGGAUACUCAUAUUUUUGGGCAUUGUUUCUAAAGUGUCAUGCAAUGUUAUCUAUUGCACUACACGCUAUCACUCUGUAUUUGGUAGUUUUGAUGGCAUUCAUUAGAUUAUCAGCAAUGAAACUGACUACAUCUAGAUGGUUGGAUCAUACGAGAGCUUUAACAAGUGCAAUAUUUAUAGCUCUCUUCGUUUUUAUAAUGUGUGUACCUACGUUAUUGGCACACCAAAUUGAUGAAACCACUAGAGGUGUGACUAUGAAUGGAAUGUAUUAUAAAUAUAGCGUCGGAUUUUCUACAUUGAUGAUGCAGAAUGGAUGUUCCUUAAUGAAAGGCAACCUGUGGCUGACUGGAAUUUUUUUGAAGGCUAUACCAUGUCUUCUCCUGCUAACAUUCACCAUUGCUCUAAUCAACCGUCUUCGUGAAAACAACGAAAAACGAAAGAUAUUGAUAAAAGAGGAACGCGCCAAAAAGCGCGGAGACUUCACCACCUACAUGCUUCUUCUCAUGGUUACUGUCUUUUUGUUCACAGAAUUACCACAGGGGAUCAUGGCAAUUUUGAACGCUCUGUUCACUACUCAAUUCCACCAGAUGGUCUACUUGAACCUGGCCGACGUUUUAGACCUCCUGUCGUUAAUCAAUUGCUACGUGGCAUUUUUGGUGUACAGUUUCACAUCAUCCAGAUACCGACAGACGCUGUUCAGCUUGUUACCAUUGACAAAAAUUUCCUAUUCCGGAAUCUCCACCCGUCAAGGAACCUUGAAAUCUCAUCAACACCCUGGAGCAAAAACGUUGGUGCAGCGAGCCAACUCAGUUGAGGUGGCUUCUGCUCGAUCACCGCUGGUCGACAAAGCAGCAAUAACACGGCCGAAUUCCGCACAGCCCACAGAUUUUUAAUUGUCUCCUACAUUUAAUUAACAAUCUUCCAAGUUUAAAUUUCAAAUCGCAUCAAUAAUUCUGCCUUAGCCAAAAAUAAGAAUUUACUUACCAACAAAAAGAACGGGCAGCAUGUUUUGUAUUUUUGUUUUUAAUCGAUUUGCCAAUGAAAGUUUGGUUUUUUGCUUUCGACUAUUUUUUGAAUGAACAUCGUUAUGUAUA
Caenorhabditis elegans is the source of this 1622-nucleotide messenger RNA. It is a transcript of the gene dmsr-6, whose product is annotated as G-protein coupled receptors family 1 profile domain-containing protein. Gene Ontology annotation, biological process: G protein-coupled receptor signaling pathway; signal transduction. NCBI's taxonomy places the organism in Eukaryota, Metazoa, Nematoda, Chromadorea, Rhabditida, Rhabditidae. Gene Ontology annotation, molecular function: G protein-coupled receptor activity; G protein-coupled peptide receptor activity. Gene Ontology annotation, cellular component: membrane. The record is from RefSeq and is marked reviewed.